AAUAAUUAAGUGGCGGCGACGUCAGAGGCUGCAGCCUCAUCUUCUCCGAGUCCAUCGUUCACUGCAGUGCAUACCUAAUUGUAGGUACUGGCACUGCACUGGGACUGCAGCCGGACGACACUUGAUUUGAGCAACAUCCGCUGUUUGCACAGAUACCGCUUCAAUACCACUGCUUGUCUCUUCUUGACUUCAAGUCGAUGCCUAUGUCCUCUGUCUUUCCCGUGCGUACUGCCCUGAUUGCCGGAAAGAUCCCGCUAGACUGCACCAGGAGAAUCAACCUCUGCCACUCCCCUCUACGCCCGCUUCAUCCCCGGAUUUCCCUGUCUACGACUACCGCCUAAGUUUUCGUACCCUCGAGUUGAGCCGCAGUAGAGGACAAGAUUUGCGUUGUAACCUCCCUGUACAGCCGUCAUGUCGUACUAUCAAGGAGACAUGAUCGGCUAUCCGUCGUUUAUGCGCGGCGCGCCUCCUGUGGGCAUGUCCAUGCGUCGCUUCGAUGAGUACUACCGGUGUUACCCGGUGGUGAUGAUGAAUGGCCCAGACCGGAAGAGCGUGAAUUACGGUGGGAAAGUCUUCUUGCCUCCCUCGGCGCUGGACAAGUUGACCAAGUUGCACAUUGCAUAUCCCAUGGUCUUUGAGCUUGUGAACGGAAACGCGGGAAAGAAGACGCAUGCAGGUGUUCUGGAAUUCAUAGCAGAAGAAGGGAGAAUAUACUUGCCGCAAUGGUUAAUGAGAACUCUCGAGCUCGACCCGGGAGAUCUUGUACAGAUCAAAUCGACCGACCUGCCACCCGGAAAGUUUAUCAAACUACAACCUCAGUCACCCGCUUUCCUAGACAUUUCCGACCCCAGAGCUGUACUCGAAAACGCCUUCCGAAAUUUCUCCUGUCUCACCAAAGGCGACGUUUUUACCUUUGAAUACAAUGAUCAAACGUACGAUAUUGCUGUGCUGGAGAUUAGACCGGACACGGAGUCGCAUGCCAUUGUGACAAUGGAAACGGAUCUGGAAGUCGAUUUCGCGCCGCCAGUCGGUUAUGUCCCCCCAGAGCGGACGAGUGGCACCAGCACCCCAAGAAGCGGUGUUGGAAAGCCUCAUGGAGGCCCCAUCCACUUUCAAGGAACAAUGGCCCAGUCGAUCAACUACGCAAGCAUUGCGCCUUCAUCAACGACUGCCGAGGCCGGCGCGCGGGCGGUUUCAUCGAACUUCCUUUAUGGCGGGCACAAACUCAAUUCCAAGAAGGGCUCCAAAGCCCCAACACCGAAUGCUUCUACCCCUGUUGCAGGUGCGUCCACUAAUGCUCCGGCAGCGGCACUCCCGCGUCGCGGUAAUGGACCCCAGCCACUCCGGCUACCACCGAACAAGCUCUUUUUUGGCUUCGAGAUCAAGCCCUUGCGGAAGCGGAAUGAAAAUGGUGAGCCUGUGCCGCCUGAUGAGGUGAAGCCACGGUUCCAGGGACAAGGCCAGACACUGAGAGCCAAGAAGCGGACUGCAGGGACAGAUAGUGGCGUUAACAGCGACGUCGAAACGAAAGCCAAAGGCAAGGCUGGUUCAGGAGGCAAAGGGCGCCCGCCGAGUUGAAGAGGACACUGGCGCGCAUCCACGACCUGUUUUCAACCAGCAUGGGCGGCGACAGGGCCCUUCGAUGAGCAUGCAUUUUGAAGGGGAGAAUGAACCAGCAUCGAUAGCCGUCCAGAAUCAGGCAGCGUGGUCUGAGCAAGCGUGUGUCCGUAGGAAGCUGAAGGUGCUCUCAAGCAGUCGUUCCAGCCUCUACUUCCAGACCUGGCCUGAGCAAUGGCAUGCCAGAUAAAACAAGCAUGGCAAACUCGGAAGCAGUACCAGGGAACCUACCAAAGCAGGUAGCUGACUACCUCCAAUACUACUAGUAGGCGGGGAAGCAUAUUGACAAAGCGAUAGUAAGAUUAAUAACGACGUCCAUCACGGAGACAGCGACAUGACCGCGACAAGAAUUUGCUGUUGCUGUUCGAAUUGGCGACGACUGGCAAGGCUGAGAUUCCAUGACCUGUCCCGGCUACAUACCCAUUACUAUUAGUAAAUACCUAUACUAGUAUUUCAAUCCGGCAAUGGCGCCCUCCGGUAUCUGUUCAGGCGAUUGUCAUUGUGCAGCUUCGGAGGCUGUAGAUACCUUUGUUCACGUUGACCUCGCAUGGAUGCGUUCCAAGUCUUCUCCGGCCAACCCAUCAAAGCCACUCUUCACCAGCUGGUCGAUGGCCUCCUCGAUUGGCACCUCGCCCUCAAUCAAGUCAAACCAGCCCCGUGUGUCGUCUCUUGCCAGGAGGGCAGCGGCAACAGCGGCCACAUCUUCACGAGGGACACUCCCGCGGGCAGGCGUCUUGCCCAGAGUAACUCGGCGUGUUCCGGGCGCAUCCGUCAACGUCCCCGGUCGGAGGUUGAUGGCUUGGAACUUCCUAUCGCCACUGUCCCAGCGCUUCUUCGCCAAAGCCUCAAGGUGCUCGUCGGCCUCCACUUUGGCCUGGUAGUAGUGCGGAAGAACAUUGUGAUUGACGUGGUCUGCCGCCUUUCUGUCCUCGUCCGUCCACCAGGGCGCAUAGCCUCGACGAGAGGCGAUGUAGGAAACCAUGAGGAACUUCGAAAUGCUGGGUGUUGCCAGCGAAGCACUUAUGUACGCCUUGGCCGCAAUCAUGUCAACAGCCCGGGUCCGGGAGGGGCCUCCUUUUCCGCCGGCACCUAAAAGUCUCGUCAAAAAGACAAAUCAGGGAGUAUUGCGCUCCGUGACACUCCUACCGGCAGACCACACCACAAUGUCCGGGUUGACCUUGUCCAGCACCCGUUGGGCUUGAGCUGGUUCCUGGACAUCUUCCAGACUAUCCACUAGCACGUCGAUUUUACCGGGCUUAUCUUUUCCCAGAGCGAGGAUCUCGGCCUCAUGCUCGGGAUUCCGCACCAGGCUGGUGACGUGCCAACUCUUUGCGAGCAACAUCGGCUGCAGAAGAAGAGAGACUUUCCCAUGGCCGCCCAGGACCAGGACCCUUGGAGCGGAAGUUGCCAUCUCUGAGUGUGGCCGCAAGUCACUGCAGCGAGCUGUGUCUGUAUUGUCAAUCUCAAGUCUGACCAAAGUUCGCAUCAAGACCACAGAGACAAACAGACAGCCGAUGCCUCCGGGAAGGGGGGUGGGUUAAUUCACAUGCUGAUGGUGCAAUAAGGGACGUCACCCGCCGGACUUCUUCCGUUCGAGAUCAAAGUUGUGCUUCGAGUCCAUACGAUCCAUCGUAGCACAUCAACCGUCGGUUUUCCGCAGUGCUACAAGCUACCUAUGUAUUCCUGCGUACCCCUAAAGGUGGUCCCCAUUCCGCUGAUACUCUACGUUGCUGGCAGAUGCUUUUGUCAACUUCGAACAGCCCCC
Molecule: messenger RNA, 3382 nt
Organism: Exophiala dermatitidis NIH/UT8656
Lineage: Eukaryota; Fungi; Ascomycota; Eurotiomycetes; Chaetothyriales; Herpotrichiellaceae
Exons: 3
Coding region: 412-1578 (388 amino acids)
Cellular component (GO): VCP-NPL4-UFD1 AAA ATPase complex
Molecular function (GO): polyubiquitin modification-dependent protein binding
Source: RefSeq, a predicted model, not a curated record